This is a messenger RNA of Lacerta agilis (Sand lizard), 4076 nucleotides long. Its product is annotated as KIAA1614 ortholog. The transcript is spliced from 9 exons. Gene Ontology annotation, biological process: regulation of cellular localization; centrosome cycle; establishment or maintenance of cell polarity. Gene Ontology annotation, cellular component: nucleus; cell cortex; apical plasma membrane. Gene Ontology annotation, molecular function: protein kinase C binding. NCBI's taxonomy places the organism in Eukaryota, Metazoa, Chordata, Lepidosauria, Squamata, Lacertidae. The record is from RefSeq and is a predicted model, not a curated record. The coding region runs from base 24 to 3860 and encodes 1278 amino acids.
CCUCACCACCUGGAAGUGGGAGCAUGGAGGGGAAUUUCGCUACUGAAAAGAGAAGGACGCUGAACACCUUGAAGCAAUGUGUCAGAAAUAUCCCUAGAGCGAAACAGCCACCCGAGGACAUUGACGAUACAGGGGAGCGUUGUCUCAACGGGCCAGCCUGGGUUCCGCUGGGGCUGCUGCGGGAUUCAAGCAAGGGCAUCUCUGUCCUGGAGUCCAAAGUUAAAGCUCUGAAAGAGAAGAGGAGCGCCACCCACAGGCAGGCGGAGGCAGCACCCCAGGAGCGGGCUUCUCCCAAAAAGGCCAAGGCCCGGAAAGGGAAGCCGCUGACGGAGCCUGCUCCUCAGGAUGCUGUGGUGGAACCUCAGGCCCAGAUCCGUACCUACCUGACAGAUGUGCUGCUGGACAGCACCGACUACCCACGCCUCAAGCAGGAGGGAUCUCAAGGGGCAGUACAUACAAGCCUGCUUGUCGACGAAUUUGAACCUCUGAAGGGGCCUAAGGCGGCAGAAGAGCCUGCAAGCAUGGGCUGGAGCUCACCCGAGGCAUUCCAGAGGCUUCCUGGAAGCGACAGGACGGAUAAAAGGGGCUCGUCAGGAAACGCAAAAAGGGCAUCCCAAAAUGGCCUCUGUGGGGCCAGCUCCUUAAAGGACCUUUCCUUCAGCCAGAAGUAUUUUGAGGAUGCAAACGGCAGAGAAGAGCACCUCGUUCAUGGUAUGGGUUUUGAAAGCGGUCCUUCUCUCCACAAAGAUGACGCCUGCGGGGCGGGAACAACCGGCCGCCUUUGGCGAACCGAGAGCUGGGACAGUCUCUGCAGCGGCGGAAGCAAUGCCAGCACCCUGUCCCUGGCGGAGAGAGUGGAGAGGAACCGGUCGAUGCUGCAGGAAAUGUUGAGCGCGGCGCAGUUUAAUAGCCAUUCUUUGCGGGAGCUGCAUACUCUGCGCCGUCACAAGAAGGAUGGCCCAGGCCUUGGGAGAGACGGGCCCAGUUUCGAGAUUCUGGCAAAUGAUGUAGACUGGGAUUCUGGAGUUUCGUUACAGGAUUCUGAAGGCUACCGGGCCUUUGUUCCCAACCAGGAGCUGGAGCUGAGUCCCAGGCAUGAGCAGGCCAAGCAACUGCUGCAGAGAGCUCGCAUGAAGGCCAGGACGAACCCGCUCCGAGCAAGCCAUAACAUCCUGCCUACUGCCCCUCAGGAAAGGAGGGAUGGCUGCGGGAUCUCUGCUGCGGACGCAAAGAACUUUGCUCUGAAGGAUGGGGACCCCCACGCCGGCGGCAACUUGAGCGACUCGUCCAGCGGGGAAUCCAGCAGCGAGCAGCAAAGGAAGCGAGGGCCGUCCCCAUCCCGAGUGCGUUUCGAGGAUGAGUCUGCGCGAGAUGCCGAAGUCCGCUACUUGGAGCGCCUGCAGCUGCGUCAGAAGCGGGUUUUGGAUUCCGUCCUCCUGUCUCUGGGCCGCGGGCCGCUGGUCUCCAAACCGGAUCUUUCGGAUUACAUCAACGGUGAGCUUCACCGCAAAGAGAGCGGCGGCGGCGGCAGCAAACCCGGCUGGGAACAGCAAGGCGGCAGGGGGCGCUCUGAGAAGAGGAAGCCUCUGGUGGUCAACGAGGAAGGCAAGUGCAGCGCGUGCGGGUCUUACGUCAGGAAUCUGGCAGCCAGUCAGAACCCAGACACUGGUGCAAAGCAGACUGCGAAGAGUGUGCAUCAGUCUUGCAACAUCCCCCGAGAGGGCAAGGAGCUAGUUCGGGCCAAUGAAAGCAAAGAGCUGAAUGCUACCCAGGAGGACUCGCGAACCAGGGCCUUGGGUCCCAAAGGAACUCCGCUGUGGAUCCUUCCUUCCCGUCAGCGUGUUUACACAGAGCGCAUCAGGGAGACGUACAUAGGGGAAGUGACUUGCAUAGAUGAGGUGGAUUCUGCUCUGGACAGCACCACGGAUACAUCCGACAGCUACAGGACGGACAGCGAGGAGGCUGGUGCCAGCGGCCAACGGCCAGUGGUCAAAAGUUCCCGGCACAGUGGGCCUGGUCCGGAUCCCGGGCCGUUUUCCCCUUCAGAGGGUGAAGCCAAGAACAGGAAGGCCAAUGGGGAGAGGCCCAGAGCAGAUGGCAGCUGCCAUGCUAGUGGAGGGGAAAUUGUGCCUCGCAGAGGGGAAACAGCAUCGAGUGCUAAUCAAGCCAAUGACUGUUCCUUGAAGGGGGCCUCUGAGGUCAGAGAUCAGGUGACCAAAAUGGCAGCCAGUAAGGCAGAAGCCUUUCCCAGAAGCAGCCAACCUGUAGAUCUGUAUCAGCUGGUGAAGAAAGGCAGGUCGCAGGAACAUCCAAAGCUGUCCAAGGCCCCAUUAAAGCAAUCCACACCCUCCUCCCACCCUCAGCAGUUGCCUUCCCAUCUGGUCCCUGAUGGUGUCGCAGACUCCGUGAACAAGAAGCCGGUGGAAACUUCCAACCGAACUCGUAGGCCAACGAACAAUGUAAGUCAAACCAAGCAAGAGCAGGGCCCUUCCCAGCAGCUAACUGAAGAGAUGAGUGCCGGCUACAACUUUGCUUACCGAGUUCCUGCGCCGCCCACCACUGGAAAAGCCCAUCCUUCCCCUAUGCCUUACAGGAGGGCUGCUCUGAGCGGCAGCCACAAGCUCACCAGCCAGGAUCCUGGGCGGGUGGACCAAGCCAAUGAACUGUCAAUUUACUCGGCCUCCCCUAAUAGCUUCCAGAAUGUGUCUGUGUCUGGGCAGGAGGAGGAGAGUGGCCAGCAGAAUCCAAAGAUGCUCUCCAAGAACCAGCUGCUGGCCUUGUCCACCAACAACUGCAACAACACAUAUGCCAAGCACGAGCCAAAAACCUUAGUGACUGCUACCGUGAAGAGCAGAGAGGAGCAGCCCCAGGAGAGACAGAAGCUGGAAAAAAGUCAAGGUCCACUGUCUUCCUCCGCCCCUGGUGUUUCCCCUAUUGCUGCCAAUGCCAUCACUUCUGCUGCCAUUAGUCUCUCGCCAACAAGGGAGGAGGAGACCAACUUGACAACCUCAGCUCAGCCAAUCCGUAGGGAAGCUUCAGCUGCCGAGGCUCCAAAGACAAAGCCAUCGAGUGCAGCCCAGCGCAAACCCUUGGAGAUCUACCCGGAGCCCAAGAAGAAGCUGUUUGCCAAGAAAGGUGUCUCCUCUUCUCCUUCUUCUGCAUCAGGACUAAAGAAGUUCUUCACCACUCUGAGUCAGAGCACCAAGCAGAGGCUGGGCAGGUUCCGCUGCUACAGCAUGGAGCAGAUUUGUGCCCCGGAGCCGGGAGCUGCAGCACCCACUGAGGAGCCAGGCCCAGGUGCCACCAGCACACCCAAAAUGAAGAAAGCACCUUCCCUGCAGUCCUUGCAGCUGGUGUCGCCAUUCUGCCAACCAAGAAAAGCCUCUUCUGUUCAAAAUCUACAUUCCUUACUGGGCAAGGCUGACCGGUCCAGUCUCUAUGCACUGGGGGAACCAAAGGAGGAGGAGGCUGCUCUAAACAGGAACGCAGGUGCCCCACAUCGGCGUUCCCUCAGCGUGGAGGACAUUGGCUCCCCUAACUUGGCGAGAACCGUCGGGCGGGUGGUGGAAGUUUUCCCAGACGGAACAAGCCAGCUGGAAUUGCAGCGCCGCCCAGAGGGCAACUUCGGAUUUCGUGUCUCGUCAGGAAAUGGCCGUCCUGACACAGGCAUCUACGUCCAGGAGAUGGCAGAUGCCAGCACAGCUAAACUGUAUGCUGGACUCCUUGGAGUUGGGGACGAAAUCCUGGAGGUGAACGGUGCCAAGGUUGCUGGGCUGGGCCUGGCCCAGAUCAAUGAACUUCUCUUGUGGGCAGACACUCUCUCGGUUAGAGUGCUGAGGCAGAGGCCCGUCCGGCGGUAGCAAAGAAGCAUAACGUUUUCCCUGCACAGUGCAAAGGAGUCUCCCGUGCCUACUGGACCUGCCUGAGACUUGGAGCAGAGCCCAGCUCAAACCUCCGUACUAAUGCCUUUCUGACUUGAAUGUGGGCUGUGACACCGCCAGCCCUCUGGAUGACGCUGCAAUGCAAGCCAGCGUGCGCGCUGAAUGUUUAAUUUAUGCAAAGAUAUGGGUCUCUCU